UAUAAGGCAGGCGCGGGGGCGGCGCGUCAGUUGCUUCAGCGUCCUGGUGUUGCUGUGCCGUUGGUCCUGUGCGGUCACUUAGCCAAGAAAUAUUUGGAGGGCGCGAUGGAAUCUCGUGUUGCCUCUGUAGACGUCCUGCAAGGUUUUAAACCGGCGCGGUGUCGUUCCAGAUGCCUGAGGAAACCCAGACCCAAGACCAACCGAUGGAGGAGGAGGAGGUUGAGACUUUCGCCUUUCAGGCAGAAAUUGCCCAGUUGAUGUCAUUGAUCAUCAAUACUUUCUACUCGAACAAAGAGAUCUUUCUGAGAGAGCUCAUUUCAAAUUCAUCAGAUGCGUUGGACAAAAUCCGGUAUGAAAGCUUGACAGAUCCCAGUAAAUUAGACUCUGGGAAAGAGCUGCAUAUUAACCUUAUACCGAACAAACAAGAUCGAACCCUCACUAUUGUGGAUACUGGAAUUGGAAUGACCAAGGCUGACUUGAUCAAUAACCUUGGUACUAUCGCCAAGUCUGGGACCAAAGCGUUCAUGGAAGCUUUGCAGGCUGGUGCAGAUAUCUCUAUGAUUGGCCAGUUCGGUGUUGGUUUUUAUUCUGCUUAUUUGGUUGCUGAGAAAGUAACUGUGAUCACCAAACAUAAUGAUGAUGAGCAGUACGCUUGGGAGUCCUCAGCAGGGGGAUCAUUCACAGUGAGGACAGACACAGGUGAACCUAUGGGUCGUGGAACAAAAGUUAUCCUACACCUGAAAGAAGACCAAACUGAGUACUUGGAGGAACGAAGAAUAAAGGAGAUUGUGAAGAAACAUUCUCAGUUUAUUGGAUAUCCCAUUACUCUUUUUGUGGAGAAGGAACGUGAUAAAGAAGUCAGCGAUGAUGAGGCUGAAGAAAAGGAAGACAAAGAAGAAGAAAAAGAAAAAGAAGAGAAAGAGUCGGAAGACAAACCUGAAAUUGAAGAUGUUGGUUCUGAUGAGGAAGAAGAAGAAAAGAAGGAUGGUGACAAGAAGAAGAAGAAGAAGAUUAAGGAAAAGUACAUCGAUCAAGAAGAGCUCAACAAAACAAAGCCCAUCUGGACCAGAAAUCCCGACGAUAUUACUAAUGAGGAGUACGGAGAAUUCUAUAAGAGCUUGACCAAUGACUGGGAAGAUCACUUGGCAGUGAAGCAUUUUUCAGUUGAAGGACAGUUGGAAUUCAGAGCCCUUCUAUUUGUCCCACGACGUGCUCCUUUUGAUCUGUUUGAAAACAGAAAGAAAAAGAACAACAUCAAAUUGUAUGUACGCAGAGUUUUCAUCAUGGAUAACUGUGAGGAGCUAAUCCCUGAAUAUCUGAACUUCAUUAGAGGGGUGGUAGACUCGGAGGACCUCCCUCUAAACAUUUCCCGUGAGAUGUUGCAACAAAGCAAAAUUUUGAAAGUUAUCAGGAAGAAUUUGGUCAAAAAAUGCUUAGAACUUUUUACUGAACUGGCGGAAGAUAAAGAGAACUACAAGAAAUUCUAUGAGCAGUUCUCUAAAAACAUAAAGCUUGGAAUACACGAAGACUCUCAAAAUCGGAAGAAGCUUUCAGAGCUGUUAAGGUACUACACAUCUGCCUCUGGUGAUGAGAUGGUUUCUCUCAAGGACUACUGCACCAGAAUGAAGGAGAACCAGAAACAUAUCUAUUAUAUCACAGGUGAGACCAAGGACCAGGUAGCUAACUCAGCCUUUGUGGAACGUCUUCGGAAACACGGCUUAGAAGUGAUCUAUAUGAUUGAGCCCAUUGAUGAGUACUGUGUCCAACAGCUGAAGGAAUUUGAGGGGAAGACUUUAGUGUCAGUCACCAAAGAAGGCCUGGAACUUCCAGAGGAUGAAGAAGAGAAAAAGAAACAGGAAGAGAAAAAAACAAAGUUUGAGAACCUCUGCAAAAUCAUGAAAGACAUACUGGAGAAAAAAGUUGAAAAGGUGGUUGUGUCAAACCGAUUGGUGACAUCUCCAUGCUGUAUUGUCACAAGCACAUAUGGCUGGACAGCAAACAUGGAGAGAAUCAUGAAAGCUCAAGCCCUAAGAGACAACUCAACAAUGGGUUACAUGGCAGCAAAGAAACACCUGGAGAUAAACCCUGACCAUUCCAUUAUUGAGACCUUAAGGCAAAAGGCAGAGGCUGAUAAGAACGACAAGUCUGUGAAGGAUCUGGUCAUCUUGCUUUAUGAAACUGCGCUCCUGUCUUCUGGCUUCAGUCUGGAAGAUCCCCAGACACAUGCUAACAGGAUCUACAGGAUGAUCAAACUUGGUCUGGGUAUUGAUGAAGAUGACCCUACUGCUGAUGAUACCAGUGCUGCUGUAACUGAAGAAAUGCCACCCCUUGAAGGAGAUGACGACACAUCACGCAUGGAAGAAGUAGACUAACCUCUGGCUGAGGGAUGACUUACCUGUUCAGUACUCUACAAUUCCUCCGAUAAUAUAUUUUCAAGGAUGUUUUUCUUUAUUUUUGUUAAUAUUAAAAAGUCUGUAUGGCAUGACAACAACUACUUUAAGGGGAAGAUAAGAUUUCUGUCUACUAAGUGAUGCUGUGAUACCUUAGGCACUAAAGCAGAGCUAGUAAUGCUUUUUGAGUUUCAUGUUGGUUUAUUUUCACAGAUUGGGGUAACGUGCACUGUAAGAUGUAUGUAACAUGAUGUUAACUUUGUGGUCUAAAGUGUUUAGCUGUCAAGCCGGAUUCCUAAGUAGACCAAAUCUUGUUAUUGAAGUGUUCCUGAGCUGUAUCUUGAUGUUUAGAAAAGUAUUCGUUACAUCUUGUAGGAUCUACUUUUUGAACUUUUCAUCCCCUGUAGUUGACAAUUCUGCAUGUACUAGUCCUCUAGAAAUAGGUUAAACUGAAGCAACUUGAUGGAAGGAUCUCUCCGCAGGGCUUGUUUUCCAAAGAGAAGUAUUGUUCGGAGGAGCAAAGUUAAAAGCCUACCUAAGCAUAUCGUAAAGCUGUUCAAAAAUAACUCAGACCCAGUCUUGUGGAUGGAAAUGUAGUGCUCGAGUCACAUUCUGCUUAAAGUUGUAACAAAUACAGAUGAGUUAAAAGA
Molecule: messenger RNA, 3040 nt
Organism: Pan troglodytes (chimpanzee)
Lineage: Eukaryota; Metazoa; Chordata; Mammalia; Primates; Hominidae
Gene: HSP90AA1
Product: heat shock protein 90 alpha family class A member 1
Exons: 11
Coding region: 171-2372 (733 amino acids)
Biological process (GO): protein folding
Molecular function (GO): ATP binding; ATP hydrolysis activity; ATP-dependent protein folding chaperone
Source: RefSeq, a predicted model, not a curated record